AUGAUCCAGUCUCAUUGUGAACAAAGCUCCCCAACGAGGUCUCUGUGUGUGUUUGGAUGGAUUCUUCUCGCUCUUCUCACACGGGAAACAACUGCUCAGUGCGCAGUGGGACCGGCCCCCGGCUCACACCCGGUCCGUGGGCUCCUGGAGCGAUACGAGGCAGGACCAGGCUGUUCGGCCCGAGAGAGUGGCCCCAAAGAGACCCAUGUGAUCGCAGUGGGACGGGCCUCACACAGCACUGAGAACAAGGUGGCCGUGCUGCUGACGCCGCUCGCCUCCGGACCCCUGCGGAUCAUCCAGCUCCUGCUCAGCUCCAAACAACCUGUGAUCUGGUGCUUAGAGGGGGGCGCGCUGCUUCCUUCUGUGACAGUCAUGGUGCAGAUGUCGUCCCACUCCUCGAUGCGGGCCGGCUCUGUGGAGGUGCAGCUUCAGAAGAUGCCCUCGCUGCCCUUUCGCCCUCGCGCUCUGCACCGCUGGGCUUUGAGGCGCCAUGGAAACAUCACCUCCAUGAUACACUCUGCACACAGCAACCACGUUUAUAUCAAACUGGGACAAGACCUGAACCAGUCUUUUUCCUGUCACCUGGUGUCGGCCUUCCUCUCUAACAAGUACAUGAUCUCCGACGUUCAGCCGCAGGAAGUCCAGAGCUGCUCCCUCACGCCUGCCCCGCCUCAUAGUCCUGAAGUGCACAUUAUUAAACUCCAUUCUGCUGGUUCUGGCCUUUGUGGCUCUCUACAGGUGGAGGUGGUGGUCUCACUCAUACCCUCGGUCCAGUCCAGGAGUCACAACAUUGUGCUAAUUAUCAGCAGCUCGGUGCCUGUUAACUGGGCCAUUGUUGCAAAAGGAAUCCAAGGCCGUGUGGAUAUUUAUUCGUCAAACAGUGUGUCCGCUCCCUCUCCCUCUGAGCUGAACCUGAGCGUGUCCAGCAGAGUCCACAUGGAGCUGGCCUCGGUGUCAGACCUGCUGGUCUGGGCCAAGGACAAAGGUUUCCCCUCCGUCACCUCCUACACUGAGGCGGAUCUGGCCAACCGAUUCAGGGUGCACCUCACCAGGCCUGGGACAGAGGGGGCUGCUCAGGGGCGGUGGGCUACCUGGCUGGAGGAGCACUGGCCUAGGCAGCGGCUCAGUGAUUCUGAUGCUGGAGAUGGGAAUAGUUUCACCGUGAGCUGUGAUGACGGCCAGCUGAGAGUGGCAGUGGACCAAAGCAUUCUGCAGAGGUUUUCUGUACCUUAUGCUGCUGUAACGUUUCGAGACCUGACUUGCCAGGCCCAGUCCAACGGGAGCCAUUUCCUGCUGGUAUUCCCAGUCAUUUCCUGUCAGACAGAGGGAGACCUCCUGGGACACUCAGGAGGAGUGCAGUACAAUAACACGUUCUCUUGCUUGGCCCCAUCUCCCAUCCUCACCUCAAAUGGGGACGUUGAGGAUGAGAGCCCUCCUCUAGUUAUGGCUCCUUGGCCUCCGCAGGGGUCAACAUCAGAGGAACAAAUGGAGUGGCCGUCUCCCAGACACAGGCCUGGGCCUGUGCUCGCCAUGAGGCUUUUUAUGUCUGACACGUUUGAGGAAACGAGGAUUGGUCCAUGUGUGAUCACCGCAGAGCACCGCGUGUACGCUGAGGUGGGUGGAUGGAAACCAUUGGUUCUGUGUGGACCACAGAUUUCAGUCAAAGGAGCCUCUGCCGAUUUGAUUGAAGUCAAGUCAUGCAUCAUCUCACCACUGUCAGAUCCAAAGAAGUCCCCGUUCUGGAGCGUUAUCUGGGAUAGCUGCUCCUCUGAUGACUCGCUGAAACUUCACCCCAUCAUUAAACUUGACAAUAACAGCACAGAGGUUGAACAUAAGAAAAAGGAGAUUGUGAAAAGUCAAGGAGAUGUUGAAGGGACAGAGAAGAGUGGUCCUACAGUGGAUGAGCAGAGGCUGAGGUUCAGUUUCAUCAUGAGAGCGCAGUACAAUGAGUCCAUGCAGUUCCUCCACUGCAGCCUGCUCCUGUGCAGCUCCCACGUCACCAGAGGAGCCUCCAGAGCAGAGCCGCUGGGCUGUGCGGCUGGGACGCCGAUUCCUCCUUUGGGUUCUACAGCAACCACACACCAGUGUGAGAUUCGAAACUUAUCCAGACCCAUGGUGGUGACUCGGCCAAUCAGCUCCCUGGUCUCCAAACAGGUGGCGCCCCCUGCUGGACAGAGAUUUAAGAGACUGUGUGUGUCUCCAUCGACCACUCCUGGGGCUGAGGACAUCAGCUCCAUGAUGCAGGUGGGACCCCUGCUGGCGAUCGUGUUUACAGCCUUUGUGAUGGGCACCUGUCUGAUGGGGGGACUCUGGUUUAGCGGCGAUCAGAGAGCGUCUCACAGACAAUGCACUCAGAAGCCACAGUCUCCUGAAUCCAUCCUCACACUCCACCCAGUCCAGUACGUCUGUGUGACAGGUUCCUCCUCGGUCUGUGACUAA
Knipowitschia caucasica is the source of this 2439-nucleotide messenger RNA. The record is from the annotation of a GenBank genome assembly. Lineage: Eukaryota; Metazoa; Chordata; Actinopteri; Gobiiformes; Gobiidae.